CAUCGCAUCGCGCGCGACACCAACUACCCAUCUCUUCAACACCAUCAACCAUCACGAAUAUCGCAAUCAUCCGCUACAAUGGUCGGCAAAAAGAAGCGCGGCCAUCCCGACGUCGAGGAGCUUCUCGCGAGGCCAUGGUGCUACUACUGUAAGUCUCUCCUCUACCUUCCUAGGUUGGCCCCCAUACUAACAGAUCGGUCUAGGUGAGCGUGAUUUCGAUGAUCUCAAGAUUCUCAUAUCCCAUCAAAAAGCCAAACAUUUCAAAUGCGAGAGAUGCGGUCGAAGACUAAAUACUGCUGGAGGUAUACCGAUCUGAUCCCAAGACAUAUCAUUCCAUACUGACGCCCGUAGGACUCUCUGUGCACAUGAACCAGGUACACAAAGAAACAUUAACAAGUGUCGAUAACUCAUUGCCCAAUAGACAAGGCCUUGAGGUGGAAAUCUUUGGUAUGGAAGGAAUCCCGGAAGAGGUCUCCGCAGCACAUAAUCAGCGCAUUAUCCAGGGUUUCUACCAAGCCGAAGCCGAACGUCGAGCUGCGACGGGAAAUCCUGGCCCAGGAGGAAACAAUGCCGGACAAUCGAAGAAGCCAAAGUUCGAGAGCCCUGCCGAGUUGAAGAAACGAUUAGCCGAGCAUAAAGCGAAGAAAGAGGCCGAGAAGGCGGCUGGGGCAAGUGGUGGUAAUACUCCGCUGGAUGGUGCACAGAAUAGUCCUUUGGGACAGAGUCCAAGUUCAUUUGUAAGUUUCCAAAGUUUCAACGUCAGUUCUGAGUUAUACGUGCUAACUCUUCUCCAACAGAAUGCUGCUCCAUAUUCUGCUCCUCCACAAGCUUCCUAUGGCGCUACACAAGGUGCGGGUUAUGGAUCAUUUUCACAAGAACCUUAUUCGCAACCUGCGGUAGCUUACCAACAGCCUUAUACUUCUCAGCCGCCAUUCUCUGGUCCCCCAGGUGCCCAAAUUCAACCACAAUUCUCACCACCGCAACAAUAUCCUCCAUCAUCACAAUCCUUUCCUCCUCCACCAGGUUUUCAACCACCACCAGGUCAGACUUACCCCGGUGCACCCCCACCAUCAUUCGGAGCUGGUUCACCACCGCCUGGAUCGUUUAAUGGUUAUCAAGGACCACCUUCGACUUCACCAUCUGUCCCUGGAAAUCUCCCCAACCGACCUCCGAGUCUUCCGCCGGCUCCUGGUCUUCCACAACGCCCUUCUUUCGGAGCCCCAGCAGUCCCACCUUAUCAGAUGCAACAGUUGCAUCAAGGCCCACCACCUGCUUCCUUCCAAAGUCAGCAAGCUGGAUGGCAAGGCAAUGGAUGGAAAGGUCAAGAACAGAAAACAGCUAUGUCACCAGCUUAUCCUCCCGCAAUUCAAGGCUUUGGAGAUUAUACGACUAACGCUUCCUCGGUGGAUGACCUGGUUUCAGGCGCCGCUAGAGAAGCUGAUGACAUUGACGAGAUUAUCAGAAUGGCCGAAGCCGGUAUUAAACCACCGAAGAAGGGUGAUGCUACAUCAACUCCAGUAUCCGCUACAGAAGCAGAAGCAACCUCUACCCCUCAACCCGAGGUCACCAAGGCCGAACCGGCGGAGAAGAAAUCGAAGAAGGACAAGCCAACCAAGAUGAUAUAUUCUGAUAAUGAGAUCAGCCCCGAAGAAAAGAUGGCUCUAAUGCCCAGGUACGCAUUCAUCCCAGAAGGAAAGACUGAAUCAUCACCCGUUGAAGGUGCUACGGCGGGCGUUGAGGCUGUUGCCAUCAAAGCGUAAAGCUGGGUUUUCAUUAUAUAAAAGCACGUCGGCAGGUCGCUCAAGUCUCUCACUUUUCUUUUCUCGUGGCACCACUUCGUCAACAUACCCAGUUCUAUGCCAAAGCGUUUCGCCAUGAUUUGACCAUUCCAAAAAUUGAAGGGAAGAGUGGACGACAAAAAGUCUGAGGAUGAAGAUAAGUUAGCGGGUAGCGCUCUGUUACGGUUUCAUGUAGAUUUCUAAUUGCUGUUGGUUUUAGCGUUUCUUUCUGGCAGAAGCUUCAUUCCUGGUCCGGAAUCUUGAGUAAGAGACGCGAUGGCUGGAUUCUCGCCGUGACGGCAUACCAACAUCUGAACUUAGGACUGUAAAGUGGUGAUUGGGGGGUUUGGAACCUUUGUAAGUACCAGAAGGUUGGCGAUCUCUACAUGCUCCCUUUUUUCAAAUUUACUUCAAAUUGCUUUGCCUAUCAUGAUUAAGUGCUUCAUACUAUUUUGCUACAGCCGUAAUGACCAGAAGAUUUCGACUCGCGAUUCCGCUUUCAAUCAAUUGAUCUCGUUGUCCCAAAGCAUCUAUACGAAGGAGGUCACACGCGCCAUAUGGUGGAAGCUGAGUGGGUGGUGUCACCAAGGUAAGUGGAUCUCGGCAUGGUAUGGCAUUGUCGAAUCGUAGCAUGGGAUUUUGUUUACCCCAUAAUUUUUGGGGGCAGCCGGAUGGGGCCGGGAUGGGUUUGUUCAGGCUAAAUUAUUUUCUUGAUACCCCGCAAUAUAGUUUUGCCGUCUAUCCCACUUUCCAUUAUUGUAUUAUCUUUUCUUUGUUAUGUGGAAUUGAAGUUGCAAUUUACAUGCAGGUAUGACUGGCCUCAUUUGUCAGUUUGACGAAAUUUUGGAAGCAAGUGCUUGGUUUGGAGCUUCGAGAUUCGAGACCCGAUGCUACAUAUGCAAUACAAAGUGUUAUUUCAUGGAAGCUUCGUGCCCCAUUCAACCGGUAGGUUGGUCAACCUCAGUCGUCUCUCUUCCUUGGAACGGAUCAUGCCCCAUUUACUUGUUGAAAACGCGGGGGUAAACUCUUUUUUUGAUCAUGUCACUUUCUUCACCUUUUCGGUCUUGGAAUUUUUUUUGCUUCUCCAUCUUUGCGAGUGAGAGCUUUGCCGAGUUAAUACUCAUUAAUAUCCUCCUCUCUCCUCCCUCUUCCUCCCUUGUUCUCACCCUCUUCCUUUCCCAUCUUCUCCCUUAC
Messenger RNA from Hymenoscyphus albidus, 2972 nucleotides. The record is from the annotation of a GenBank genome assembly. NCBI's taxonomy places the organism in Eukaryota, Fungi, Ascomycota, Leotiomycetes, Helotiales, Helotiaceae.